Aspergillus clavatus NRRL 1 is the source of this 1068-nucleotide messenger RNA. Its product is annotated as hydroxymethylglutaryl-CoA lyase. NCBI's taxonomy places the organism in Eukaryota, Fungi, Ascomycota, Eurotiomycetes, Eurotiales, Aspergillaceae. Gene Ontology annotation, molecular function: hydroxymethylglutaryl-CoA lyase activity. The transcript has 2 exons. Gene Ontology annotation, biological process: L-leucine catabolic process; ketone body biosynthetic process. The coding region runs from base 1 to 1068 and encodes 355 amino acids. The record is from RefSeq and is a predicted model, not a curated record.
AUGGCUUUCCGACCGCGAUUGAGCAUGUUCUCUGCCCUUCGGGCUGCCCCGGCUGUUCGACGCUUUGCGACAGAGGCGCGGCUAACAUCGGACCAUGUUCGUAUCGUUGAAGUCGGUCCUCGAGAUGGAUUGCAGAACGAGAAGAAAUCCAUACCAUUUGAGACGAAACUCCAGCUUAUCGACAAGUUGGCGAAGACGGGUGUGACGACCAUUGAGGCAGGCUCGUUUGUAUCUUCGAAAUGGGUGCCACAGAUGGCGAGUACUGCAGAAAUUUGCGAACAUCUGCUUCGAACACCACCGCAAUCGCAGAAUGAUAUUGCAUACAACUACCUUGUUCCCAAUGUCAAGGGUCUUGAGGGUCUCAUCAAGGUCAUGGACGCCGCUGGAGUUAAAACUGGGACACCGACGGCGGAGUCAAACUCCCCUAUAUCCACCGAGAUUUCACUCUUUGCCGCAGCCACUGAAGCUUUCUCCAAAGCGAACACCAAUUGUACCAUCGCGGAAUCGCUGGAACGGAUCCGCCCCAUCGUAGCAUUGGCUAAGACGAAAGAUAUCAGAGUACGUGGAUAUGUAUCAGUCGCACUGGGUUGUCCCUACGAAGGCCCCGAUGUUCCUCCGUCUAGAGUUGCGGACAUCACGGCCACACUCCUCGAAAUGGGAGCUGAUGAGGUAUCCGUGGCUGAUACUACGGGCAUGGGAACUGCACCACGAACAAUGGAGCUCUUGUCAGCACUCACUGCUGCAGGCAUUGCAAAUACUGAUCUGGCGCUUCAUUUCCAUGACACAUAUGGCCAAGCCCUCGUAAACACUAUCGUGGGACUGGAGCACGGCAUCCGAAUCUUCGAUAGCAGUGUUGGGGGUCUUGGUGGAUGCCCCUACUCCAAAGGUGCUACUGGAAAUGUGUCGACAGAAGAUUUGAUUCACACUCUUCAUAGUCUCGGUAUGCACACUGGUAUCAAUCUGGAAGAGAUGUCAAAGAUUGGGGCGUGGGUCAGCGACGAGUUGGGCCGAUUUAACGAGAGCAGAGCAGGAAAAGCGACGCUUGCAAGGAUCCAAGACAAGUGUUGA